AAUUGGGUACGGUCGGAAAUUUACUUCAAAAAGUAUCAGUAAUUAAAGUAAUGCAAUCGCAGUAAAGCGGUUAUUUAUUAAAUUUUACUCAAAAUACUGAAGAUGCUGUAAUAAUUUUCGACCGCUUGUUUUGCAAUUAUAUGCUUUUGACAACUGAUACCUACUUAACCUCAAUUAUUCUCUAUUGUGUAUAUUGCCUUAUAUGAUGAUGAAUUUCUAGUAUUAACACAUUUGAUGAAUGUGAGUGAUUCCACUCGUUUAACGAGAAUUGAACAUUAUGUGGAAAAUGUGGUUCAUUUAUAUUCAGAUGAUCAAUUCCAAUCACAUUUUAGAAUGCAACGAAAAACAUUUGACUUUAUUUUGUCUUUAAUUGGACCAAAAAUUAGUGAAAACGUGGUAAAACCUGGACGACCAAGUGUAUCCCCAGAAACACAAUUGCUGCUUACGUUGUGGAUUCUUGGAACACCUGAUUCCUAUAGAUCUGUAUCGGAUCGUUUUAAUGUCGGAAAAGCAACUGCCGUUAUCUCCGUAAGAAGAGUAGUAAAAGCGUUGUAUGAUCAUGUACAUACAUUUAUAAAAUGGCCAAUAGCAGAUGAAAUGGAAACAAGUAUAAGAGUAUUUCGAGCUGUAAAAGGCUUUCCAAAUGUUAUAGGUGCAAUUGAUGGCACCCAUAUUAGCAUAACUGCUCCUAAGAAUAAUGCAGAAGCUUAUGUGAAUCGAAAAGGGUAUCAUUCAAUGCAAUUACAGGUAGGUAGUUAUUUUCUGCAGGCCGUCUGUAACGAAAAUGGAAUGUUUAUUCAUUGUUUCACUGGAUAUCCGGGAGCUGUCCAUGAUCUGCGAGUAUUCCAAAACUCGGAUUUACCAGAAUUUUUUAGAAAUGACACACAAUUUCCAGAUGAUGUACACAUUUUGGGAGACGCAGCAUAUAAGUUGCAUAAGCAUCUUAUGGUACCAUUUAAAGACAAUGGUCAUUUAACAGACAUACAAAAAAAUUUUAACAUGUGUCACUCAUCUACAAGAAUGGCAAUCGAAAGGGCAUUUGGACUUCUCAAAGGCAGAAUGCGGAGAUUGUUAGAUACUCUACCAAUGACACGAGAAGAUCUUAUACCAAAGUACAUCAUAACGUGUUGCAUUCUUCACAAUAUCUGCCUUUUAAAACAAGACCAAUUUCAACCAUUAGCUGUAGCUAUUUCAAAUAAUGCAAGUGCUGUGGAAAUACUGGCAACACGAGAACCGGAUGGUGGAGGAAGAGAUGUAGCCAUAAGAAAACGGGAUGUAAUCGCUGCUGAAUUACCUAUGCAAAUUGGUGCAUGAUUUUUACAAAUAACGAGGAUACGAAUGAAAAUAAAUUUAUUAUACAUUAAUAAAAAUAAUUAGGUAUUAGUAUCAUUACUUUUUCGAAAUGUUAUCAACAAGUGUGCGUAAUAAACUUAAUGCUUCUGUA
Messenger RNA from Photinus pyralis (common eastern firefly), 1444 nucleotides. Its product is annotated as putative nuclease HARBI1. Bases 235 to 1314 code for a protein of 359 amino acids. The record is from RefSeq and is a predicted model, not a curated record. Lineage: Eukaryota; Metazoa; Arthropoda; Insecta; Coleoptera; Lampyridae. The transcript has 4 exons.